CUGCGCUCCGAAACGCAUCGUUUCUAGUUAAUUUUCGAAUUCAGACAAAAAAAAAAUCGGUAAAAAAUAUGAAUAAGUUUUUGGCUAUUGUGAGCUUCAUUUCAGUGCUAAGCGGAGCCUUAGCUCAAUUUCCAAAUGGUCGUUUCUUAGAACCGCCAGUAGCUGCAUUGUGCGCUCAACGUGUCAUCCAUGAACGCGCUCCCGAUAACAAAGGAUACUUUUUCUCGUGGCGUGACCCAGCAUUGAAAGGUGUUGAAGAAGAUUGGUUGGGUGCCCGUAAUUACUGUCGUCAACGUUGUAUGGACUCAGUAUCGCUUGAAACCAGCAACGAAAAUGAAUGGAUCAAACGUCGUCUUGUCGAUGAUAAGGUAAAAUACAUCUGGACUAGCGGUCGUAUGUGUGACUUCAAGGGAUGUGAUCGUCCAGAUUUGCAACCGGUUCAAACCAACGGAUGGUUCUGGACGGCUGAAUCGCAAAAAAUCGCCCCAACCACCGACCGUUCCCAAGGUGACUGGUCUGAAAAUGGUGGUAUUGGCUUGCCACAACCAGACGAUCGUGAAUACAAACAAGGUGGUGCCCAUGAAAAUUGUUUGGCCGUUUUGAAUCAAUUCUACAAUGAUGGUGUCAACUGGCACGAUGUUGCCUGCCAUCACAAAAAACCAUUUGUUUGCGAAGAAAAUGACGCACUUCUCAAAUACGUGCGUUACACAAACCCAAAUCUCCGAAUCUAAACACUUUCAGCAAAUGCGUUUACAAUAGAACACAAUACAAAAUGACUUUUACUUUUAAUAUUGAUCUGUAAAGAAAAUUGUUCUUCUUUUAUUCAUGUAAGAUGAUACCAAAUAAAAAGAUGAAAUUAUUAAUUCAAAGUCGGUUCAAACG
Messenger RNA from Sitodiplosis mosellana (orange wheat blossom midge), 882 nucleotides. RefSeq lists its product as uncharacterized. The transcript is spliced from 4 exons. The record is from RefSeq and is a predicted model, not a curated record. NCBI's taxonomy places the organism in Eukaryota, Metazoa, Arthropoda, Insecta, Diptera, Cecidomyiidae. Bases 69 to 731 code for a protein of 220 amino acids.